Messenger RNA from Cannabis sativa, 3554 nucleotides. Its product is annotated as LRR receptor-like serine/threonine-protein kinase GSO1. Gene Ontology annotation, biological process: protein phosphorylation. Bases 32 to 3442 code for a protein of 1136 amino acids. NCBI's taxonomy places the organism in Eukaryota, Viridiplantae, Streptophyta, Magnoliopsida, Rosales, Cannabaceae. The transcript is spliced from 2 exons. The record is from RefSeq and is a predicted model, not a curated record. Gene Ontology annotation, molecular function: ATP binding; protein binding; protein kinase activity.
CAAGUGAUAGAAAAUUCAACAAUUUGUACCAAUGUUUUUGCUAAGUUCAUAUAAUGUUAUUACAUUCUCUUUCAUCUUUUUCUUUGUUUCAUCUUUUUCAUUAUCUCCACCUGCCCAUUUCCUUAUACAAUUCUAUGAAAGCCUUCCCAAGAAAUCUCAACAUCUUUUACCAUGGAAACUCUCCAAUUCUACUUCUUCUUCUUCUUCUUCACACUGUCAAUGGUUUGGAGUUUCUUGUUACACAAACAAGAGUUUUCAAUUUCAAGUCAAGGCUUUGAAUUUCUCAGGCUUAAUCUUGUCUGGUGUGUUGAACAAUUCCAUUACUUAUCUCUGUCUCCAUAAAGGGUUGGUCUCUCUUGAUCUAAGUGGUAACAAUUUCAGUGGUGGGAUUCCUCAACAGCUUGGAAACAACUGUGGUCAACUCAAGACACUUCUUCUUAAUGAUAACAACCUUAAUGGAACAAUCCCAAUUAAGCUUUUUCAAUCUAAUAAGAGAUUAGCUAAGCUUGAUUUGGGAUAUAACUCACUCUCUGGUGAUAUACCUGCUGAGGUAAGCUUCUGUAUCAAACUAGAGUACAUUGGUUUUCAUAACAAUUACUUCACAGGACAGGUACCAAGUGGAGUCUUUUCAUUGCCAAAUUUGAAGUUUUGUUAUCUAAACACAAACAACUUAACUGGGUCUUUACCAGAUUUUCCUCAAUCUUGUGAAAUUUCUGAUCUUUGGAUUCAUGAGAAUUCAUUUUCUGGAUCAUUACCAAACACUCUAAGCAGGUGUUAUAACCUCACUGCUUUUGUAGCCUCUCAUAACAAGUUUGGAGGAGUUAUUCCACUAGAGAUGUUCAGUGAUCUUUUCCAACUCGAAAUUCUUUAUCUUGAUUCAAACAGUUUAGAGGGAGAAAUCCCGGAAAGCUUAUGGGGUCUGAGAAGUUUAAAGGAGCUUGUUCUUUCAGAAAACAAGCUUAAUGGGACAAUAUCUGAGAGCAUUGCUAAUUGCUCUCAGCUGAAUACAUUAGUACUCUCAGCUAAUAACCUUUCGGGUUGGAUUCCUCAUUCGAUUGGAGAACUCGAGCAUUUGAAGAGUUUGUUGCUCUUUGAUAACAUGAUUAAUGGCUCUUUACCAUCUGAACUUGGAAACUGCAGUUCACUUACUGAACUUAGGCUUCAGAGCAACUUCAUUGGAGGAGUGAUCCCGAAAGAGAUUUUCAAACUCGAGAAGCUCGAGGUUCUUUACAUGUUCAAUAACAAGUUGGAAGGUGUUAUUCCACAGAACAUAGGGACAAUGAGCAGCCUUGUGGAGUUAGCUCUUUAUAACAACAGUUUGAGUGGUGAAAUCCCAUCUGAGAUAAGCCAUUUGAAGAAACUUGAGUUUCUUUCUUUGGCUCACAACAAACUCACCGGUGAGGUACCUUUGGAGCUUGGGAAAUACAGCUCUCCUGGAUUAGUGAAACUGGAUUUGACUGGUAAUUUGCUAACUGGAUUGAUCCCUUUUGAGAUAUGCAACGGGAAUAACCUCUCGGUUUUGACCCUUGGACAUAACCGAUUCAAUGGUAGUUUUCCAAGACAGAUUGCAGCAUGUUCAUCACUCAAAAGAGUGAUUCUUAGUAACAAUCUUCUUCAAGGAACUAUACCAGCUGAUAUGAAUCAUAAUUCAGGGAUUUCAUUCUUAGAGGUUCAAGAUAACUUGCUUGAGGGAACAAUACCUUCAGUAUUUGGUGAUUGGAGAAAUCUCACAAUGCUUGAUUUGUCAAGAAACAAACUAUCCGGGUCUCUACCUUCCGAGCUUGGAAAGCUUCAGAAUCUUCAAAUUCUUAGACUUUCAUCCAACAGAUUGAUGGGAAGCAUCCCCACUGAGUUAACUUAUUGCAGAAGCAUCAUAAAACUUGACCUCAGCAAGAACAAUCUUUCAGGAAAGAUCCCUUUAGAGAUCAUCACAUCAUUGACAAAGUUGCAAAGUCUUCUCCUCGAACAGAACAGACUAACCGGUCCUAUUCCAGACACUUUCUCUUCUCUUCACAGCCUCAAUGAACUGCAACUUGGUAACAACAUGUUACAAGGCUCCAUUCCUUGUAGUUUGACUGAACUUCACCAUUUCAGCACAAUUCUUAAUCUCAGUUAUAAUGGGCUCUCUGGUCAAAUCCCGAAAUGUGUUGGCAACUUAGACAAGCUACAAAUUCUUGAUAUCUCAAGCAACAACUUCUCUGGUGAGUUACCAACUGAACUUAGUAACAUGAUCUCCCUAAUCUUUGUCAACAUCUCAUUUAAUCAUCUCACUGGGAAAAUCCCCUCUGCUUGGAUGAAACUAGUUGCUUCAUAUCCGGGUUCUUUCAUUGGCAACCAAGAGCUUUGUUUACUAGGAACUGAGGCUAAGAACUGUGAACAGGCCAAAGUUUCCAUGAAAAGAAGCCAAAUUAUUCCUGGUGUUGUUAUAGGCGUGGUGAUCUCAGUGACACUUCUUUGCACUGUCAUCUAUGCAUUAGUAGUUCGCGUCUUGACACAAAAACAUAAUCUUGAUGAGUCUUUGCUGCCUGAAUGUCAACCAAAAAGUGAAUUCUUGCCAAAAGAUUUGAACUUUGAAGAAAUUGUGCUUGCAACCGAAGGAUGGAACGAGAAGUAUGUGAUCGGUAGAGGAAAGCAUGGAACAGUUUACAAGAUACAAUCGAAGAACUCGGGAAAGCAUUGGGCAGUAAAGAAGGUGAAUUUGUCUGAUAGAAACUUUAUAAUUGAGAUGAGAACUUUAAGCAUGGUUAGACAUAGAAAUGUAGUGAGAAUGACAGGCUAUUGCAUCAAAGAUGGCUAUGGUUGUAUUGUAACAGAAUACAUGCCUGGAGGAUCUCUCUAUAAUGCACUCCACAAGAGUGAACCUCAUUUGUUUUUAGAUUGGACAACACGAUUUCGCAUUGCUUUUGGUAUUGCACAAGGACUUUCUUACCUUCACCAUGAUUGUGUCCCACAAAUCAUACAUAGAGAUGUUAAAUCAGACAAUGUGUUAUUGGAUUCUGAACUGGAACCUAAGCUUGGAGAUUUCGGGACAGCAAGGAUACUAGUUAGUGAUUUGGAAACAAGCUCUACUCGGUCUGCAAUUGUAGGAACCUUGGGCUACAUUGCACCAGAGAAUGCAUACUCAACUCGGGUGACAGAGAAAUGUGAUGUAUACAGCUAUGGAGUGAUCUUACUAGAGCUUGUCUACAGAAAGAUGGCAGUAGAUCCAAGCUUUGAAGAAGGUCUUGACAUUGUGUCAUGGACAAGGAAGAGCUUAGAGGAAAGCAGUGAUUGCUUGUGCUUAUUCGACGAGGAAAUAAGUCAUUGGGAUGAAAACGAGCAACAAAAGGCGCUAAGUUUACUCGAUUUAGCACUUGAAUGCACAGAGAAAUUGCCUUCUAUGAGACCUUCAAUGAGAGAAGUUGUAGGAUUCCUCAUCAAAAUGAAUGAUAGGAAUGAGUAGUAAAUGAAGUAAAUUGUUUUGUUUAUCACUUUGGUAAUGAACCAAAUAACAUUUUGGAACAAUAUUGGCCCUGCAUAUUAUUUGAACUUGAAUGAGGUUGUUGCUAUUCUAA